Messenger RNA from Exophiala aquamarina CBS 119918, 1407 nucleotides. RefSeq lists its product as uncharacterized. Bases 1 to 1407 code for a protein of 468 amino acids. The record is from RefSeq and is a predicted model, not a curated record. Gene Ontology annotation, molecular function: DNA binding; zinc ion binding. The transcript has a single exon. NCBI's taxonomy places the organism in Eukaryota, Fungi, Ascomycota, Eurotiomycetes, Chaetothyriales, Herpotrichiellaceae. Gene Ontology annotation, biological process: DNA-templated transcription.
AUGAACAGGACGAGUAAUGUUGAGCCAGAUGAAGAAAUCGCAUGGAGCUAUUGUGCAGCAUAUUUUGACAACGCAUUCGAGUCGGUCAUGGGUGUUGUGUACCGCCCUGACUUUGAGGCUCGUCUUCGGAGUCAUUUUCAACAACGAGCACCUCAAUGGACCGGAGAUGUCGCUUGGUACGCCCUUCGUAACAUUAUGUAUGCUGCAGUGUCCCGUCAAUUGCUGCUUGAAGAUGAUUCAAUCCCCUUUGCCGACGCACACGCACGGUCGUCCCAAUAUUUUGAGAAUGUUCUUGCAGCCUAUACCGAGCUUCUUUUCAGCUGCUCAAGUCUGGACGCUGUUCGCGCACUUAUCGCGCUAGCCUUUUAUUUAGAAGCUACAGCCAAUGGAGGUUCUGAGCAUAUGGUGUGUGCGACUGUAGUGCGCCUCGUACAGGCGAAAGGACUCCAUCAACAGCCUUCAAAGAUUCUGAACCUUCCCGAGGUCGAGGUGCUGCAUCGCAAUUGGUUGUUUUGGGCGAUCUACUGCUGUGAAAAGCUGAUAUCUUUUCGCUCAGACCGGCCCUCGGCCAUCGACGACAGCAAUAUUAGCUGCGAGAUACCCAAAGUUGCUCCCCCUGGAAGUACCAUCAAUGUUCAGCAGCUUACUCAUAUGAUCAAGGCUGCUCUGCUGAGUCAAAGGAUAUCCCACCAGUUGUGUUCUGUUGUGGCAUUUCGUCGAAAUCCCUCGGAUCUAAUGAAGUUGGCCGACGAGUUAUAUGGGGAAGUCGAGGCUUGGAAAGAAAACGUAAAAGACUUUCCACCACCGGGUAAGGCUCCACAGGCCGGUGUGGAACACCCAAAUCGUUCUCCUUUGCAUAUGCUUAACCUUCAAUACAUGUAUUACGCCGCAAUACAGUCAGUUUAUGCCAUAUUCGGCUCUCCCUGGAUCAGCAGCAUUCUAGGCAUGGAUAAAAAUCCGUUCUACCGGGAAGUAGCUUCCACCAAGGCUAGCAAGGUAGUUGAUGCCGCACGAAGUCUGAUCAUGGCCACGCGGUCUCUAAGACUUACCGUUGCUGUGCCUCAGUGGGCCUCAUUCUACUUUCCCAUGUCGGGCCUUAUCAACUUGUUCAUUCACAUACUUAGCCAUCCGACACUACCUUCCACUGAUGCAGACCUGGCGCUACUCGACAUUGCCACUGCGCUUUUCAGUCACAUUGAGUUCCUGGCUUCUUCAGAUAUUGGUUUCUCAUUCGCACGACAACUUGUUAGAAUACCCAGAUCAACAGUGGAUAACUACAAUGACAACCUCGCUGCUGAGGCUGCCACGCCUCUGUGGAGUGCCCGAGAACAAAUCAUUCCAGAGCAACUGGAUUACUCUCGAGUAAGUCGAACUCCUGUGUUGCACUUGGAUAUCCAUGUUCAUUAG